Acanthosepion pharaonis is the source of this 2010-nucleotide messenger RNA. NCBI's taxonomy places the organism in Eukaryota, Metazoa, Mollusca, Cephalopoda, Sepiida, Sepiidae. The record is from the annotation of a GenBank genome assembly.
AUGCUCCGAGGUUGCUUUUCUUGUGAACUGGCGCCUUUCCUCACCCCUGUCUUUCGCUCUUUUUACCCCACCCAACUAACUUUUCACUCUGUCGGUGAUUUUUUUUUAUCUCUUCUAGUUUUUUCAUUGUGCUUUCUUUCACUUCUCUCAUUCAUACUUUCAUUCUUUUUCUUUUUUCUACUUGCUUUCAUUCUUUUUCCUUUCAUUCUUUUUCCUCGUUUUCUACUUACUUUUAUUAUUCUAUUUCCUUUUUCUACUUGCUUUCAUUCUUUUUCCUUCUUCUUUCAUUCUUUUUUCCUUUUUCUACUUGCUUUCAUUCUUUUUCCUUCUUCUUUCAUUCUUUUUUCCUUUUUCUACUUGCUUUCAUUCUUUUUCCUUCUUCUUUCAUUCUUUUUCCCUUUUUCUCCUUGCUUUCAUUCUUUUUCCUUCUUCUUUCAUUCUUUUUCCCUUUUUCUCCUUGCUUUCAUUCUUUUUCCUUCUUCUUUCAUUCUUUUUCCCUUUUUCUCCUUGCUUUCAUUCUUUUUCCUUCUUCUUUCAUUCUUUUUUCCUUUUUCUACUUGCUUUCAUUCUUUUUCCUUCUUCUUUCAUUCUUUUUUCCUUUUUCUACUUGCUUUCAUUCUUUUUCCUUCUUCUUUCAUUCUUUUUCCUUCUUCCUUCAUUCUUUUUACCUUUUUCUACUUGCUUUCAUCCCUUUUCCUUUUUCUACUGUUUUUCAUUAUUUUUUCUUUUUCUACUGUAUUUAAUUUUCUUUCUUUUUUUUCCUUUUUCUUUCAUUCUUUUUUUCCUUUUUCUACUGUUUUUCAGUCUUUUUCCUUUCCUAUUGUCUUUCGUUUUUCAUUACUUCGUUCAUUUCUCUUCUCUCUCAUUCACAUAAAUGGAAAAUAUUCAUUUCUUUUUCUUUACUUUUCUUUUUUUUACUUCCUCCUCUCUCUCUCUCCCCUCGUUUUUUUGUCUCCUUUUUAUUUAAGUUUUAGUACUUCCUUCUUUCUCUUUUACACUUUCAUUUUUUUUAUUUUAUUUUUUUGUUUGAUUUUUUUUAUUCUCCCUUCUUUUAUUUUCUCUCUUUUUUUCUCUCCUACUAAUUUCUUUUCACUCACGGGGGGUCCCGUCUCAGUAUGUCACGUUCUUAUUGCAAAUCCCCACCUCUCUCUGUUUUUUUCUCUCAUUUUUCCAGCCUUCUUUCCUUUAUCCAGCUUUCUUUCUCUCCUUUUAUUCAAUGUUUUUCAGGAACCAAAAAAAUCUUUCUCUUUUUUAUCCUUCUUUCUAUCUUUCCCUUUUCAAUUUCUUUCUAUCUUGGAUUUUUUCAGUUGUUUCUAUCUUUCCCUUUUCAGCCUUCUUUCUAUCUUCUCCCUUUUUCAGCCUUCUUUCUAUCUUCUCCCUUUUUCAGCCUUCUUUCUAUCUUCUCCUUUUUUUCAGCCUUUGUACCUUCUCCUUUUUUUCAGCCUUCUUUCUAUAUUCACAAUUUUUUCUGCCUUCUUUCUUUCCCUUUUUUUCAACCCUCUUUUUAUCUUUCCCUUUUCAGCCUUCUUUCUUUUAUUUUUCUCCUGGGGAAGAUUCUCCUUUUUUCAUCUUCCGGAUCCAGUUUUUUUCAGCCUUCUUUCUAUCUUCUCCUUUUUUUCAGCCUUCUACCUUCUCCUUUUUUCAGCCUUCUUUCUAUCUCUCCCUUUUUCUGCCUUCUUUCUUUCCCUUUUUUCAACCCUCUUUGUAUCUUUCCCCUUUUCAUCCUUCUUUCUAUCUUUCCCCUUUUCAGCCUUCUUUCUAUCUCUUCUUUUUUCAGCCUUCUUUCUUUCCCUUUUUUUCAGCCCUCUUUCUAUCUUUCCCCUUUUCAUCCUUCUUUCUAUCUUUUCCCUUUUCAGCCUUCUUUCUAUCUUUCCCUUUUUUGCCUUCUCUUCUUUCUUCCCACAAACUUCUUUCCCUCCUGAUUUUUUUUCCAGCCUUUUUUCUCUUUUUAUUCCAACCUUUUUUUUUUCUCUUAUUUCUUCCAGUUUCUCUUUCCAGCCUUCUUUCUAG